ACAGGUUUUGAUAAAUCUCCCCCAUAGUCACUCCGGACUCCAUCUUUCAAGACAUACUGGUGUCAGGAGUGACUGUGUGCUAAGCCAAUUAUUGACUGAGGCGGGACAUCACAGCGGUUGGUGAUUGGCUGACCAACUUCGUCUCUGAAGGUCCUGAGCACUCUGAGCACCGCCGUCAGCUGAUUUGAUCUGGUUUGCGCCCGAGUGUUAUACUGUCCAUCUCAUGGAGCUGAAGUUAUACAGUCCCAUCAGGAAACCACACGUAAACCUUGGAGGACCUCCUCGCGCACGAUUGCCUAGUUUGGGAAAGCGAUUACAGAACAGGAAGUGACUAAUGUAAUAUAAGGAAGAAUACAACACGGAACAGGUCCGCAGAUGAGAAGACAAUAAGAUUGUAGUGAAUAAUGUCAAGACCCCAAUGAUCAGCUGUAAUCUGUAGGAUAGCCAGGAUGCAGGUGCUCAAUUUCCCUGCAGUGCCACCACAGGAGAGAAUGUGGCCUCUAAUUUGGGAUCGUCUAGGAGACAGACGGAAAAGGAACGCUGCGGACAUUAUGAAAUAAUAGUCCCUUAUCUUUUGAGCGGCGAACAGUGGAAGCCGAUAGGUACCAUCUUUCCAAAGGGUCAUCCAUCAGCCCUGAGAUUCCUGGUAAGAUCUAAAGAGGGAGAACUGCUGUUGAAUGUGGAAAGAAAUGAGGGAUUGUUCGCUAGGAACUUCACCACAACCCACUACAUGGAAGACGGUACUACUGUGAUCACUGCGCACAGUCACAAGGAUCGAUGCUACUAUCAUGGAGAGGUAGAGGGACAUCCUGGCUCAUCUGUCAGUUUAAGCAUCUGCUCUGGCCUCAGGGGAUUAAUUACACUUGAAAACCAUGCAUACGUCCUGGAGCCACAGGCUAAUUCUACAAGCGACCAUCUCUUCUACAAAACCCAACAUCUCAAGCUGGCUCCCGGAUCCUGUAACCAACAUGUGAACCUCUCAAGCAUUUCUCUAAAUGACACUUUACAAUACUCUGAAGAUUACUUCCGACGGCACAAGCGAGAUACUUCGAAGAUCACCAAGUAUGUGGAGCUUGUUAUUGUGGCGGACAAUCGCGAGUUCCAGAGACAGGGGAAAGAUGUGGACAGAGUUAAACACAGGCUGCUGGAAAUGGCCAACUACGUGGAUAAGUUUUUCAGACCACUGAAUAUCCGGGUAGCACUGGUUGGUGUUGAAAUCUGGAGUGAUGCAGAUAAAUGCGCAAUAUCCCAAGAUCCAUUUACCAGCCUUCAUGAGUUCCUGGACUGGAGAAAGUUGACAUUACUACCUCAGAAGCCCCACGACAAUGCACAGCUAGUAAGCGGGGUGCAUUUCCAGGGUACAACCAUUGGCAUGGCACCAAUCAUGAGUAUGUGCACGGCAGACAAAUCAGGAGGAGUUGUUAUGGAUCAUUCGGACAACCCUCUCGGAGGUGCUGUAACACUCGCUCAUGAGAUAGGCCACAAUUUUGGGAUGAACCACGACACACUGGAAAGAGGAUGUAACUGCAAAGGAAAUGACAAGGGCGGCUGCAUCAUGACCCCAUCCACUGCAUUCCCAUUCCCAACAGUGUUCAGCAGCUGCAGCAAAAAGGACUUGGACACCAGCCUGGAAAAGGGAGUGGGCAUGUGUCUAUAUAACAUGCCUGAAGUAACAGAGUCAUUUGGAGAACAGAAGUGUGGAAAUGGAUAUGUGGAAGAAGGAGAACAGUGCGAUUGCGGAGAACCAGAAGAAUGUGCAAACCCCUGCUGUAAUGCCAGCACGUGCCUGCUCUCUCCAGGAGCCGUGUGCGCCCAUGGACUCUGCUGUGAAGACUGCAAGCUUAAACCAGGUGGAACUCCAUGCCGAGACGCCAGUAACUUCUGCGAUCUACCAGAGUUCUGCACAGGAACCAGUGCACACUGCCCCGCUAAUGUCUAUCUACAUGAUGGCCACCCUUGUUACACGCUAGACGGCUACUGCUAUAGCGGCAUGUGCCAAACCCAUGAGCAGCAAUGUAUCACACUGUGGGGUCCAGGUGCCAAGCCCGCUCCAGGUAUUUGCUUUGAGAGAGUGAACUCUGCAGGAGAUCCCUAUGGAAACUGCGGGAAAGACACUGCUGGAUCUUUUAUGAAGUGUGAAAGCCGAGAUGCCAAGUGCGGAAAGAUACAGUGUCAAGGUGGCGCAAGCAGGCCCGUCAUUGGCACCAAUGCUGUCUCCAUAGAAACCAACAUCCCCCUGCAAGAAGGUGGAAAAAUCUUGUGUCGUGGUACCCAUGUAUAUCUGGGGGAUGACAUGCCAGACCCGGGGUUGGUACUCACUGGGACAAAGUGUGGAUAUGGAAAAAUUUGUCUCGAUCGUCAGUGUCAAAACAUCAGCGUAUUUGGCGUCCACGACUGUGCAGUGAAAUGCCACGGACAUGGAGUUUGCAACAAUAAGAAGAACUGUCACUGUGAAGCUGAAUGGGCACCGCCAUAUUGUGACAAACCAGGCUAUGGUGGUAGUGUAGAUAGUGGACCCAUGCGAUUUUCAGACAACAGAAGUUUAGUGACUGGAGUGCUGGUGACUAUCCUCUUUAUAUCAGCUGCUGCCUUCAUCAUAUACCUCAAAAGAAGGACUUUGUUGAGAUGGAUUUUUGCAAAUAAGAAGACAACCAUUGAAAAAUUAAGGUCAGCGAGUCCAUCAAGAGCCGGCCGCGCAAAUGAAGCUAAUGAAGAAUACAGCUCAAAGCUGUGCAAACAACUGCUGAGCAAGUCCUUGCCGGGCCACCGGGACGGGAAACCCCACAGACCGCACUGUUAUCAACCGGUCGUCAUUAGUUAUCCAGUAGGAAUACUUGAAUCCCAUGAGCACAAUGUUCUCCACCAGCCACACCGUCCGCCUCCACCUAUCCAAAAGAAUGUGCCUGCUCGACCAUUUCCAGGAAAACCAUCUCUCCAAGGCUUACAGGGGUCGCACAUACCCAGCCCUCCGCAGAAACCACUGCCAGCAGACCCUUUGAAUAAGAGUGCCCGAUCGGAUGGCGUCUUCAGCCCGGUCUAUGUACAUCAGGCAGCCGUGCCUCAGAUUACUCCAGUCAGACCCGCUCCAAAGGUGCCGCCCCAUCGACCCAUCUUUAAGCCUGCCCACCUGAAGUGAGGAGUCGCGGCCCUGUGUGAACUUUGCACUACCCUCCGACACCCAGUUGGAGUCUGUUUACUGAGUCAUCCGAACGUUUAUUCAUUUCCUUUAAAAACAAAAACUGUAAAAGACGUAUACUACAAAGGACUGAGCUGUCGCCCUUGGUGCUAUGCUGUAUGUACUUGCUCAGGUACUUGUAAAUUAUUAAUUUAUGUUGAAUAUUUAGUACAGUGCAGUGCAUUGCGCUAGGUAUAUUUAACCAAAGAUGACUUUCCAAAGAAGGGAAAUAUUUUUGUAACGUCUAAUACACUUGAAGUAUUUUACAAUUUUGCUAGUAUACUGUAUGGAAGGAGGAUUCCACACGUAUGCAUCAAUAAGCACACUCAUAACUGGAGGUUUUAUUUGUAAAAUCUGCACUCUUUUUUUUUUUUUACCAUGUUUAGCAUCUAUUUACAGCGAGCAUUUAGUCAAUAAAGCAUUUGGUAGAGAUAUGUAUAUUGCUGUAUGUUACAAUAUAUCACUCUGUAAGCCUGUAUUUAAUAUACUAUAGGUCCAACUGCGGAGCUACAUGUUCCGGUAAGGUGCUAUGGCAGUCGAUGUACCUGCAAAAUUUGCACUGACUAUUGGCAGAGGUUCUCUUUACUAUUGUGAAUACAUGCGGCCUUAUAGUAAAUGUCGACCUCUGCACGAAAAAGUAGAGUUUCACUUUAAAAUGUAGUCAAACUUUUUUAACUUUGUAUUAACUUAUCAAAUGCAUCUCUAAAAAAAUAAACAUAUACUGUAAUAUAUUAUCUAAAAUAUAUAAUAUUAAAAAUAUUCUUCCAUUUUGUGUAUACAGUUCCUAGGCAUACUUAUUAGAGGUGUGCAAAUCUACAGUAAUAAUCUAGGAAGAAGUGGCUACGAAAAGUAGUUCCGCUUUCCAAGUACCCCGAAUCCCUGCAAAAGCCUUGGAAAAGUAGUUCCACUUUCCAACUGGUGAGAUUCUCUAGAAAAGCCAUACAAGACUUUAGAUUCGGGUUUGCUGAA
Molecule: messenger RNA, 4144 nt
Organism: Hyla sarda
Lineage: Eukaryota; Metazoa; Chordata; Amphibia; Anura; Hylidae
Gene: ADAM12
Product: ADAM metallopeptidase domain 12
Exons: 27
Coding region: 731-3136 (801 amino acids)
Biological process (GO): proteolysis
Molecular function (GO): metalloendopeptidase activity
Source: RefSeq, a predicted model, not a curated record